This is a messenger RNA of Ictidomys tridecemlineatus (thirteen-lined ground squirrel), 3321 nucleotides long. It is a transcript of the gene Shld1, whose product is annotated as shieldin complex subunit 1. Lineage: Eukaryota; Metazoa; Chordata; Mammalia; Rodentia; Sciuridae. The record is from RefSeq and is a predicted model, not a curated record. Gene Ontology annotation, biological process: negative regulation of double-strand break repair via homologous recombination; positive regulation of double-strand break repair via nonhomologous end joining; positive regulation of isotype switching. Gene Ontology annotation, cellular component: site of double-strand break.
CCCCGGCUGAUUUCUUUUGCGCCACUUUUCUUCAUCAGCUCUGCUGCGCUUUGGGAAAGGCGCAGGAAAGAGACCCAGAAGCUACAGCCACGCGUUCGAUCAUUCCAAUUUCACAAUUGGAAAGCUGUGACGAUUUCCGAUGAUGGCAGCCCAGGAAGCCAGUCCAGGCAGCCACUCAGGAGAGAGUUGUGCUUUGGACUUACCAUCAGCAAGCGACAUAAGAGAUUAUGUGCUGCAGAGACCCAGCCAAGAGGCCAACAGCGAGGCUCUUAGUUCUGUGGAAUGCCAUUCUUUUCCUUGCUCUUCUGAUGUGGAUCCAGACAGCAGUAAUCCAAAUACUGAACAAAAAGACUCCUGGACUUCUGAGAACAUCUGGUUUGACAUUUCUAUGAAAGGCCAAUCAGAGACCACAGAGGAGGAGGAUGAACUUCGGAAAUCCCUGGAUAGAUUCUAUGAAGUGUUUGGCCAUCUGCAGCCAGUCUCUGGGAAUCUACUCUCUGCAUCUGUCUGCCAUUGCCUGUCUCAGAAAAUCACUGAACUGGGGGGCCAGGAGAGCCAAAAGUAUGCCCUCCGCUGUUUCCAGAUGGCCCGGGUCAUCUUCAACCGGGAUGGCUGCUCAGUCUUACAGAAGCAUUCCAGGGACGCACACUUCUACCCACUGGGGGAAGCGAGUGCUUCUCUAGAUAAUGAAAAGCCAAUUCCAGGACUUUCAAAAGAUAUUAUUCAUUUCCUGUUGCAGCAGAAUGUGAUAAAAGAUCCAUAACUGGUGCUGGCAGUGAGACCAGGCAGCAGCAUAGGUACAGCACUGUGGCAGUGCUGUUGGUACCUCCCCCUGCCCCUCCCCCGCCCCCAACACCACCCCACCCCUGGGUCCUUUGGGGUCUCUUGACAGCUGUGUGUGCCCAGCUAAAUGCUUUGCAGUUACACACUGGCACCUGCCCGCAGCUAAAUGCUUUGCAGUUACACACUGGCACCUGCAAUCUGUCCUGAAGUCAGUCAGCCCCUGUGAAGAAACCUACCUCCCAUGCCACCUCCCAUUCACCCUGGCCAAGGCUGACUGGCAGGGUUAGGAGUCAGAAGCCUGGCUUCCUUGCCUCAAUCUAUGCUCCAGAGUUCUCUCUUCCUAGGAUCAGGCCAAGACUGAGACUCUGCAAGACAUCACAGCCUUGCUCUGCUUUACCCUUUCCCCAUCUUCUUCCUGCCAUCUACCUACAGGUGUCUCUGAGAGCCUUUCCUUAAUACACCUCUUAUAUCAGAAUCCCUGGCUCAGGGUCUACCCCUGGGAGAGUCCAACCUAAGAGAACAGGCUUUAGUGGGGUAAGUUUCGUGAAGGGACAAAGCUCUAUAUACUGAAUCAACUAUAAGAAUUAAACCAAGUUGUAAGAUGGAGACCACAUGCUUGAGAUCAUAAGUCCUGAAAUAAUAUAGGGAUUUAAAUUUGGUGUUUUUUGGUUGUCUGUGUUUGGUAUCAGGGAUUGAACCUAAGGGUGCUUAACUACUGGGCCACAUCCUCAGCCCUUUUUAUGUCUUAUUUAGAGGUAGGGUCUCACUAAGUUGCUUGGGACCUCUAUAAGUUACUGAGGCUGGCUUUGAACUUGUAAUCCUCCUGCCUCUGCCUCCUGAGUUGCUAUGAUUACUGGCGUAUGCCACCCUGCCCAGCCUUUAAAUAUGGUUCUAAAAAGUACGCCACACUAGCCUUGACUCUUCUCCAAGAUCCAGAAUUUCCAUUUUAUAAUGAGGAAUGUGGAAGGAAAAUUUGGACCAUCUAAGAUAACAACUAAAAUUCACAAAUUUAAAAAAAAAUUUUUUUUGUCUCCAUCCUAUUGCAAUGUGAAAGGUGAGAAGAAAUAAACACCCACCAAAAUAUGUAUAAGUGCAGUUAUAAUCUUCUAGCCUGACACCAUGUGGGCUUGUCAGUUUGUGCUUGAAGAGAACAGGAAUUCUUUGCCCAGGUGGAGGGUCAUCCUUCCUCUUGUUAUUUUUUCUUCUGCCUAUCUGCCACCAGCAUCCUCUGUCAUCCUUUGAACAGUCCCCUGCCCUCACCCUUUCCUGUCCUUGCCUCCAACACCCUGAGCUCCAUUACAAACACUUGCCUAGAACAGGGCUUCAUUGCCACCCUGCCCCAGUCCUCCAGGCCUGGAGCUCUUUAAAUAGCCCUUGCAGGCUUGCACUAGCAGAUGCUCUGCUCUGCAGGUCGUGUCCUGGAGGCUGGUUUCAGACUCGGUUGGUAGAAUUACAUCACCUGGCACAGAGCUCUCUGGAAGUAUAAUUGGAAGCCUCAUACUAAUCCCUGCCUUGACAGUUCUUCAAGCAAAUUACCUUAACAGAAAGGUUUAUAUCAUUUGUUUUGGGAAGCAACAAAAGCUGGCAACCUGCUACAAUUGGAUUUUGAGAAACUUGAGGUGAAAUUUAAUUGGCAUAAGGCUCCAAAAAGCUUUCCAGAAAGCAGAUUAUGCAAAUGGGGCAGCCUAAAAGUAUACAUUAAAAGUGAAUGCACCAUCUCAGGAAGGUCUCUUGGGGACUCUUGGAUGGAGAGAGGAGCCUUUUAAAGGUUAGCAAUGACAUACAUACUCAGAGGCUUCCAGUUCAGGGAAGAUCAGAGGUUAAGAAACUUCCAAGUUGAAGGGCAGAGACACCAGUGGAAGCACACCUAUGUUGUAGAAAAUUGGAAAUGAACAGGCCUUUGAGAGGAACUCAAGAAAGUAAGACUCGAGCUUUUCCUUUGACAAGCAUCAUCUACCUCUUUCUCCUAAUCAAUGGGCUCCCAAAUAAUUGUGAAACCAGUGGGACUUAUUGAAAACCUGGCAGUGGAAUUUUAAGAUUGCUAGCUUUAUUGUUUUUUAAUGUGAAGCAUAUUAAUAGAUGCCCUUGAAGAUUGUUGUCAUUUUUAGAAUUAUUCAGCCACUGAAAUAUUUGCAAUUAGUCUCCAUGGCUACCAACAGAAGGAAACUGGGUUAUUUUAUACUGUUUUAAAGGGCAAAAAAAUAAAAACUAAUUGAAUCUCCAUGUUAAGAAUCAGCAGCUUCUAUUUUACAGGGAGAUUUUAGUAUUAAAAGUGUGUGAUCUUUAUGACUAUCAGUGCUGAGGGUGCCCAGCAAGAGGUGGACUCUGAAAGCAGAGAAUGUGGAAGUCUAAAAGCCAGAAUCACCUUAGGGUAAAACAUCAUGGGACAUGUUUGCUUGCUUCUAAUUAUUUGUGACAGGUCAGUGUAAGAUAUUUGAUUACCUGCAAUCAUGCUCCUUAAUUUGAUCUCCAGGAGGUUAGGAUAGAAUUUUCCAUUUAUCUCUGUAAACCCUUAAUAAAGACUAACAGAUAAGAAUA